Molecule: messenger RNA, 554 nt
Organism: Papilio machaon (common yellow swallowtail)
Lineage: Eukaryota; Metazoa; Arthropoda; Insecta; Lepidoptera; Papilionidae
Exons: 3
Coding region: 33-299 (88 amino acids)
Source: RefSeq, a predicted model, not a curated record
CAGUAAAUUUGGUCGAAGAAUAUUUCGUCAACAUGAACAAAGUAGCAAUUAUGUUUUUAGCUGUCUGUCUUGUUAACAUUCACUGUUUUGUGAAACGUGAUGCAGAACCUAGUACCACGGAGAACUAUCUAGAACAAAUAAAAAAUCAAAUACAAGAGAUAUCGAAGCGUAUUAGCGGCAAGGUGUCGGAGGCUUUUGAUCCCGAUCAAUUGAAGAAAGGUUUCAAUGACGCUAUUGACAAACUUAGUAACGUGUUGGAGCCAAAUAAGAAGAACGAAAACAAAGAACAGCAGGCUUAAAGAAAACGUAAAAUGUAUAGAUUGUUACAAAUCUCAUCAUGUACUUUUAAAAUUAACAAAAACGUUGAUAUAGUAUCAGAAUAAAGAGAAGCUCUGUAUUUACUUGAACAAUUCACAGUAAAGAACUAGUCCGGUCAAUUCACACAUAUAUAGGUACAAUAAUUCGCAUAGAUCUAAAAAUGGGUAAGAUUAUUCAGAAUGCAUUAUAUGUGAAUCCUAAUAAGUCCUAACCGAUCUCGUUACCUCUAAAAAAUA